Molecule: messenger RNA, 2799 nt
Organism: Thermochaetoides thermophila DSM 1495
Lineage: Eukaryota; Fungi; Ascomycota; Sordariomycetes; Sordariales; Chaetomiaceae
Exons: 3
Coding region: 1-2799 (932 amino acids)
Biological process (GO): protein transport
Source: RefSeq, a predicted model, not a curated record
AUGGACGACGCCAACGGCUCGCUCAAGCCGCGCCCCGGCUCAGCCGGUGCCGGCGUCAACGGCUCUCUCAGCAAGUCCCCUCUCAACGGCUAUGCCGUGCACAAGAGCACGCGGACAAAGCCUAAGGGGCCGGGGUUCUUCGCCCGCAGUUUCAGCAUCAUCGCUCGCCUCCUAACCUGGUACAUCCUCCUAACCCUCCUCUUCCGCUGUCCUGCCUCGCCGGCCGACCUCACUGAGACCUCGCCCCCACUUUGCGCGCCCUACUUCCACCUGCGCUCGCUCCUCGCCCCGCAUAUCGAGCCAUAUUACACAACGUACGCGGCCCCCCACAUCGCCGCCAUCCAGCCGUACUACGAGCAGAUCGACCGCACGGUGCUCACGCCCGCCUGGACGCUCGCCAAACGCCACGGCGCGCCGAGAUUGCAGCAGGCUCAAGCCUUUGGGCAGGAGCAGUGGGAUCGGCAUGUUGGACCGCAGGUCAUGAAAGUGAGGAAGGUCGCGCAAAGAGAGUAUGAAGAUAGGCUCAAGCCGCAUGUGGAGGGCGUUGUUACGAGGGUAGCACCGUAUGUUGAGCUUGCGAAGGGGAAUGCCCUCGACACAUAUCACGAGGUGGUUGUGCCUUUGUACCAGACGGUCCAGCCGCAUAUCGUGCAGGGCUACAAGGUGGCGGCGCAGUUUACGCGAGGCACGGUCGUGCCGGGUUUUGUGUGGGGAUGGAAUAGGACGUGGGUGUUCUUGGAGGGGACGGUGUGGCCGCAUGUGCGGGCGGUGUAUGUUGGGAGUGUGGAGCCGCAGUUGGUGAAGAUUGGAAAGAGACUUGGAAGGUAUAGUUCGGGGAAUAACGUUAACGGGAAGAAGUCGGUACCUGCUAGACCUGCGUCCGAGAUGAGUUCCUCUGCGAGCAAGACCGUUUCGGCGUUUCUGAAGCCGAGUUCGUCGGUUGCAUUGACUAGCUCGACCACGACCAUCCCGACGUCCUCGACUAGCGGCGAGACUACGUCGUCCGAGAAACCGCGGCCCUCCCGCGUCCGCAGCAUCGAGCACAUCCCCCCGCCGGAAGUCGACGAGAAGCUGGAGAGUACUGAUCCAGUUCGACGCACCGCUCGCGAAAUCGUCGCCGCAGAUUUGAAAGAUUGGCAAGAGCGCUACACCAAGGCGAUUGACGAGGGCGCUGCUGAAAUUGAAGAGCGUGUCAAGGAGAUCACCAAGCGCAUGAUUCGGCGCAAUGCGCGUGUAAUGGGUGUGUCGCUGCUCAAGGAUCUCAAGACGACGACGGAAAAGGAGCUCACUGCUCUGCGGCCGGCCAUUCUCGAAAUCAUCCGCGGCGUAAAGGAAUCAGGAGCUGCGCCUGAUUCAGCGCAAGACCCCGUAAUCCAAGUAAUCCGCCGCGCCGGCACCGCCAUCAAGACCAAAGCUCAAGAUGUGCGCGUCUGGCGCGAGAACUACGAGUCCGAAAUGCAAGCGGCCAUCACCAAGGCCGCCGAAACGCACUUCGCCAUCCUCGAGCACAUCCGGGACCUGGCCCUCCAGAAAAUCGGCAUGAAAUGGGCCUGGAUGGACGGCGUCACCUACAAGGACUGGGCAAAGUACCAUUUGCUGAAGACGAGGUUUGACGAGUGGAAGGCGGAUCUGGAGAAGAUGAUUGUUACACAUCCUAGUUUGGAGGCUGCGCAAAUCGAGGGGGCGGGGGUUGAGGACGAGGCGAUGGAGAUUGCUGCUGCCGCGGCGAAGGAGUUGGCUAGUGUGAAGGCGGCAGCGUUGUGGAAGUUGGAACGGGGCGAUGUGAGUGGGGAGUGGGAUGUUGAGGUGUUGGUGAGGAGGGAAGAGGAGGAAGAACGGGCGAGGGCUGAAGCUGAGGCUGCCGCGAGGGCUGCUGAGGAGGCUGCGAAAGCCCAGGAAGCAGAGACGGCUGAGGUUAAGCAGGGUACUUCGGAGGCAGAAAAGCCACUUGAUUUGGAGGAGAGGUUGAUUGAGUCGGAUGAGGCGGUUGCAACAGAGCCUGUCCCCCAAGCUACUACCCCUGAAGUCCAGCCGGAGGCUGAGUCAGCUCCCGAGCCUGAGUCCUCCGAGGCCCCUGAACCGGAACCGGAACCCGAAGUCGCAGAAAUGGCCUCCAGCGCCAUCUUCGAAACCCCCGUCAUAGCUGCCAACACAUCCGAUGUUAACGAGCCCAUCGCCCAGGAGCCAUCCGAGCUCCCUGUCGAGGAUCAGACCUCCGAGCAGACGUCUUUUGAAGAAGAGCAAGAAACCCAACAAGAGCGAGACGAGUCCGACCACCCCUCCUCCUUCGAGCCCUAUGCGACCAAACUAACCCGCGUCCCUUUCGGCGCCGCAGCCCAGCACGUCCCUCCUACUAGGCAGAAGAUCAUUCUUGAUGAUGAGUCUUCCGACUCCUCUGAUUCGGACUCCGACGAUGAAAGAGAACACUCCAAAAUGAAGAAGAACAACAAUCAACCUGAGGAUAUUGAGGCACUUCUUUCCUCACUACGCGCCUCCCUAACCAAGUCUUAUUCAUCAGCACUCUCCCGCGCCAGCGCCCAAUACGAUCAAGCCAUGAGCAUGAUCUCCUCACUCAAGGCUCAAGACUCCCGUACGAAGGGGUACGAGGCCGAUGCAGUGCUGGCGUCAAUUACCAAGGCGUAUAGCGCCGCCAUGGAAGCUGCUAGCGCGAAGAUGGAAGAGGUGUUGAAGCUUGUGCCAGAGGACGCGACAAAGCUGGAGGAGGUUGUAAGCAGGGUGGGGGAGAUGGCUGGCAAGGUUAGCAUAUUGCCUAUUAAGGAGGAAAAGGAGGAGUUGUGA